Caenorhabditis auriculariae is the source of this 13599-nucleotide messenger RNA. NCBI's taxonomy places the organism in Eukaryota, Metazoa, Nematoda, Chromadorea, Rhabditida, Rhabditidae. The record is from the annotation of a GenBank genome assembly.
AUGAACGUCUCAAACGAGAGUAGUCGACCAAUCGCAGAAGUCAUCGGCGUUCUGCAUCUCAAUAGUGAAGGUUUUGUACAAAGUUUCAUUCGUAUGAUUUUUGCGUUUCAUUCGAUUCCUCUUAGUUUGAAAUUCGUAAAACAUCAUUGAGACCCGAGAAGGUCUCAGAAAUAUUUCAAACAAAAAGAUUAUUAAGUUUUUAAUAAACGAGAAAACUCGUAGAAGCUCAAAAAUAAUGAUAAAAGUUCAAAUCCCCGAAAAGCUUUGAGAUGAACUUUUUUUAUCGAAAAAAAAGGCAAAAACCUUUGUAAUAUGAUUUUCAUACCUUUGCCCUUGAUGUUUAGUUGGGACUGAAAAAAACAAAAUAUUAGAUUCACUCAUCAAAUUUUUAUGUACGACGGUAAAAAGGAAAGAAAUCUGAUAUAAAUUUGCUUGCAAACAGUUUCGAUUUCAGAUUCAGUCCCUACAGUUCUCUACGAAUUUCCUUCGCAAUAUGUAACCGAUCCAGUGCCUGUACAAUCAAUCUCGAAGGUACCUUUGUUACUUAUUGAAUCGACAAAAGUUCAAUGUAAAUCAAGUUUGCCCGACCUCGAGGAUGGUUCAACGUUGUGGACCCUCCGCCUUCAGAAUAUUUCUAUCAGAUGCUGACCACAGAGCUGGGUGAACGUCGCUUCGCAUACAUUUUCAUUGUACGUCUCGAUAAGUAAUAGUGUAUCACUUUCAUCAUUACUUUUUUUUCUCAAAUUCACAUUGAAGGAUGUAUCUCAUUAGGAAACUUUUGUUGAAAAGACUUUUUUUUUGGCAGAACUGUGUACUUUUCUAGAACUAACAAAAAAUUUUUCGAUGAAGUUUUUUGGUUAGUGAUUCUGAAAAAAAUGCCCUGUCAAGUUUUUGAAAAAAAAAGAAAUUGAUGGAAAAUCAGAAGACGCACAUCUUUGAAAUGAAAUUGAAUUUUUGCAUUUUUCUAUUAUAAAACUUUCCUGAGAAUUUUCAUUUAAAGCAGAGGCUCUGUGUACAAAAAAAUUCAUAUAUUUUUGGACAGAUAGAAUUUUUUUCUGGAAAUUCCGGUUCAUAAGUAUUCGAAGAACAUCGGUUCUGAAAUUCCAUUUUAUCCAAGUUCUGUUUUUUUUUUCGUCUAAUAAUUUAUGCAACUUGAGAGCUGGGAAUGUUCAAGCAACGCGGAGCACAAUGGCCCUUUGAGCUCAUCUACUAGCGCAGUUGCCGUUUCUUUUGUGGCAGUUUCAAAAUGCUUCUGCCCGGAAGCGUUCAGAGUAAAGAAUCAAUGUUUUCAUUGAAUUCGAUUUCUCAGGCGUUGCUCGUCGAAAUGUCCAUGAUGAUGCGAGUGGAAGAUUUGCCGAAUAAACUGUCUGCAGAGGAGCUCAUUUCAACAAUUUUGUUUCAACGUGUCCAAUAUGGGUGAAUAUUUUGAACAAAAUUGUUCGUCUCACUCGGGUCUUUUACGGUUUCCGAGAUUUCCCAAAUUACCGAAGUUUCGAAGUUUCCCGUUUUCAAGAGCUUUUGGAAAUUUGAUGGAAUCCACGUACUCAAGUGAAACGAAUUUUCUUUAAAAUAAGUUUGAUUCCGAAGGUCUACUUUUUUCAGACGAUGGAAAACAGUAGAUUUGAAUCGACUGCGGUUGACGUUUCCCGGCGAAUCGUUCCCACAGUUGAAUUACACAGGAACAGAUGUCGCCAAAUUAUUCAGUCAUUUAGGUGAUUUUCCAUCUGAAAAAUCUUGAUUCAUCGAGUUCCAGGAAUGCAAAACGUUACAACGAUUGUCCAUGCAGUUCUCUCCGACGCUCGGGUUGUCAUUUCCAGUUCAUCGAUGAUGCGGCUCUCGGAGGCUCAAAAUGCCAUUUGCUCUCUUAUUUACCCUUUCUCUUAUUUGUAAAUUUUUUCAUCGUUUCCAAAACUCGGGCUGAAAAUUAUUCAGACAUUCGUGUGUUACUGUACUUCCCGAGUCUCUGGCAGAGCUGCUCGAAUCUCCAACGCCUUAUCUGAUUGGCGUUUUGACAGAACUUGUUGCGGUAACAUUUUUUGUGGUUCAUUUGAUCAGAAUGGAGUUUUAGGAGAAACAGGAAGAUUAUGUUCUCGUGUUGUUAGAUCGUGGAGAAGUGAGGGUUCCGCGGAAAAAUGUCAUUUACGAAGCGACAAACGCGUAUUCAGAAAGACUUUUUCUGCCGUCUCCAAUUAGUAUGUUUUUGCAUUUCUUUUCUUAGAAUUUUUUUAUUUUUUUAUUUUUUUGAAACAAAAAAAUGCUGCCUUGAAAAAAAGAAAGUUUUUCUAAAUUUUGUUUGAUAACUCACUAAUUUUUAGAGGCUUUUUCUCCAUCGAACCUCUCCACAACCUUUUAUCCGAAAAAAGGAUCUGAAAAUAAAAGCAUUUUUUCCAGGUACUCUUUCCGGAUGCAGAGACGGACGACGUUGCUUUGAGAUCGAGGAGACCUACAGAAUCCAAGCCCAAACAAACUUUAGUUUAUUCUCAUUUUAAAAGCUUCCUAAUAAUAGACUUCAGGAUAAAGAGCUUCGCGCAUGUUUUUUGAUCUAUUUCUGUGAGAUCUUAUUUGGAUAUCAAUAUUUCAUCUUGUACAGUCGCAAACAUGGGUUGAGGUCAUUCACAAAAGGAAGAAGUCCUCUGAUAACUUUUCACGCAGCUGCUUUUUGUGGAUUCCGGUUUUCAGCUCUUACUUGAUUCUAAGAUUUGAUGUGGUUAUUUUAGAGGAAUCGACUGUGAAUUCACAACUCACAUCUUGACGAGUGCCUACUUUCAAGUAUUCUGUUCAAUCAGGGCAAUUCCAUACAGACAAAUUGACAUUUUCGACAAGGUUAGCCAAACAAAACUUUUUCAAAACGUUUUUUAGAUCUGCUGCUGGGAAGAACUGGAUAAAUGUAUUCGAACUUCUCAUGCUUGGGACACCGUCACACAGCUUGGUAUGAUCACGGAAAUUGCGGAUUACUUUUUGAAAAUGGUUUUCCAUCCAAUUUACCUAAAAAAAAAACGUUUAUAAUAGGAGCGCUUUCUGCAAGUUGACGCGCUACCACAAUCCGAGUGCCUCAAAAAAAUUCGUCGAAUCAAUGUAAUUUUGGUAUGGUUUCAUUGAAUAUCACUUGAGAAGUUCAAUUUAUAGGCGACACAAAGCUGGGAGAACUUCAACGUGAAGACAGAAGAACAAAUUGUAAAUGACGGCGAAGAAGUUUUCGUCCCUGUUCCCGAAAUAGAAGUUCAUCAUCAAUAUCAUCGAAAUUCCGAAUCGAUACAUAGGCAUCGGUUGGAAGUGAGUCUAAACACAAAAAAAAAAUCUGAAAAUGAUUGUUUAAAGAAAAAGAUCGACUUUUUCAAGGAACGUAAAUAACUUGUAUAGCAAGAGUUUGGUUGUCUUUGAUUUUUUUCGUAAAUAGAUAAAAAGAAUUCAUUUCCUUUGCAAAAAUAUGUUUAAGUUAUCUCUCACUAUUCGAGUUGCUUUUUCCAGAGAAGCUAAAAUGCUUCCUUAUGUCAGAAUGCAAGGACUUCUUUUUCUUUCUUUUUGAAAAAUAGAGAAAAAAACAUUCUUCUCGUUUUUUUGUUAGGGAAAUGAACUUAUUUUUCUAGUAUAUGAAAAAGAACUUCUAAGACAAUACAGGAAAAGCAAAAAGAGUUACCGUAGCUGUUUUUCAGGCUCUGAGGACAUUCAUCAAGAACUUGUUUGCCGGAGAAAUCAACGCAGCACUGAAACGAAUGGCUGCAGUAGAGUUGUCCAUGCGGUUUGCACCUGUUCGUGCCGAGUUUUGUCGCCACCUUGCUCGAAAUCUUUCCAAGGCCAUCAUGGGAAGUGACCAAUUCGACAUCAUCACUCGUCUUGUUAAUUGUACCCUCGAGGUCAUUCAUUUCUUUUGAAAAAUCAGAAAAAAAAAUUUACAUAUAGCUUUUCUUCAAUUUCAGUUCAGUGUUUCGAAAAUUCUCUUCAUUUCUUUUGACUAUAUAUAUACUUUCCCUACCUAUUUAAAUUUUGCAAACCUCUUUCUAUCAGGAUUUUUUUCCGGGAAAAAUUGAAUAUGCUUCAAGGUCUAAUGGUUUCUUGGUCCUGGGCAGAAAAAUAAAACUGGUGGCCAGAAAAAUUCAUGAAAAAAAUUUAGCAUUUUUGUCUAGAGCCAGAUGUGAAAUUAGUGCGUACAGUACCGUCACGAAAAAAUACGAAAAAAAAACGUUGUUUGAUCAAAACUUUCUGGUGUGGGGUUUAAUUGCUCUGAAACGUUUUGGAGUCGUGGGGACUGUUAUUUGUAACCCUCUGAUCAAAAUUUAUUGCGCAGAAAAAAAACGCAGCUUAGAAAAUUUCCAAAAAAAUUAGGCUCCAUACGAGGAAAUGGCGGGCAAAAAUAUUUUUCCUUUCUGACGGUGCCGUAUGUUUUUUCUAGUUUCUCAUAUUAAAUAUUUGUCCUUGGUCUAGAAUAUCAAAAAAGUAUUAUUUCUAGCAUGAAGAUCGUAGAGACGUGAAUGGGGUCGUUUUUAAGCUCCUCCACUUGUCCACUAUCUUCUGUCGGGUUCGGUUUCACAAUAAAUCAUUUUCCGUAUUUAGAACUUUCAGAAACUUCCUCGUGGUACCUAUCAGUACGUAUACACUGUCAUUCAACAUCAUAAAGUUUGGAAAAAUGUUCACUUUUGGACAAAUUGUUUCUAUUAUGACGUUCACAGCGCUUGGUAUCAAGAAAAUAACUGGCCGGAAGACGAAGAUAAGGUGAAUCAGAAAAAUUAAACGGAAGCCUGAACAUGAGAAGAUUUUUUGAGAGAUGUCUAAUGAAAACUUCAGACUUCAGUGUUAGAAAAAUAUAGAAAAGAAAACUUCGAUCUUAUUUUUUUGCAUACAGGUUAAUCUUUUUCGAAAUUUUUUUGGAAAAAUUCAUAUUUUGAACACUCUGGUAGGUUUGCAAAUUUCAGAAGAAGUUACAGAAAGGUUGAACUACAGAAAAAGAUUGAUGUUAUGAAUAAAAAGGAAAUGGUUACUGUUCGUUCAUAGACAGAAUUCUGUGGCGUGGUAGGAAAAAGAACCAGGAAAGUUAUAUUUUUUUCUCCACUGCGAUAACGUUCCACUUUGAUUCAAAAAAAUUUUAAGUCAAAUGGAAGAUAAAUAGAUGAAAAAAAUAAUAUAUAAACUAAUUAAAUCAUUUUGUUAUAUUCUAUUUCCUGAUGUUUCCCUGAGUUUCCUGUAUGUGUUAAAAAUUCUAAAUUUUUUUGAAGGAGUCGCAUCGUAUUCUCGUAUUUUUUUCGAUACUUUUUGAAGGAAGUAUAACUUGGUUCAGGGGCAAAGCCUAUGGGCGCUUGCCACGCGGCCGUGUGCAAUGGAAAUUGCCGCAGAAGAGGCUCGUCCACAGUCGCCAAGUCUUUCAGAAGACGUCUAUCAGCAGGUUAGGAAUUACAAGGACUGAACUGUAACUUUGAGCUCAAUUAGUUUUGCCUUUGUUUUACAAAAGUUUUCAAAUUUUUCUCUUGGUCAACGCGACGAUUAACACUUUUUUUCAUGGUUCAGCAGACAGGCCUUUUCUGAAUACUUAAUAAAGUUGUGAAACUUCUUAAAAACUUUAUCUUCUUCUCUUCUAUUAUCUGGAGAAUCUUCAACUAUCUCAUAACUUUGUUUCCCUUAGAGUUUUCACAAAAGAAAGGAAAUUUUUCUUUGCGGUUGAUAACUUUAUGAAAAUUUGCCAGACCACUCCUUAAUGUACUUGAAAGAGUUCUUGGAAAUCUCAACUUGCAACUUACUAGUUUUCAGUAAAUAAAGGCCCAAAACCCCUAAAUAUUUUAUUUCUAUGAGCCUUGAGAGUUUUAUCGAACUAUGAACUGUCCGUUCUCAAAACUAGAAAGGUCAAGACUUUCAGCAUUUUCAUUUAGUAUGUACAUCAAGGAGCGUUCUGUCAAAUUUUUAGAAAAUCCAAAACGCAAAGUGAAAUGACUUUUCUUGUCAAAUGAACCUUGUUUCCAGGAGAACGAUAUAAUACAAGCUCAAGCUAAACAUUACAUCAACCUUAUGAUUUGUGUGAUGGUGCCGAUGGAUGUUCUGAAAAGCCAAGCCCUUUUUCCUACUGACGAAGAGGUAAAACGGAAAGAUGUAUUUCUAACUAACAGAUUUAUUUUAGAAUAACACUAGUGGAUUGGAAAAUGACAUUGCAGUAGAAACUCUACAAGUAAAAAGGAUUUCACUGAGGGAGACCAACAGUUUUCAUCGUUUUGUAGAACAUCACAAAGGAAAUCGGUGUUUUUUUGGACCGAAUUCUCGCGGUUAGCGGCCGACCGAACAGCAUUCUGAGCUCGGAGAUCCAAAAAUACGUGGACGCCCACGCCGAAACUCUACAAGAUGUUUAUAAUGACUCGGCUGCUUUGUCUACAACUGCCAAGGUCAGAGGAAAAAUGAAUAGUCCUUCGUAUGGUUUUCUAAAAUUUCGAAGCAGAUGACAUGAACGUUGUUUCUUAAAUUUCAUCCUCAUUGCGCUCUAAUUUUUCUUUUAUUAAAUUUGAAAAGUUGCGACUUUUUUGUAGUCUGAUUUCACAUCACGGCUUUGUUGCUUUUUUGAUGGCUCACAAUUUUUCGCUAUUCUAAGCGUGAAAAAAAAAGUUGAAAUCUGACAGUGAAAUGAUUUUUGGGCAUAGGAGAGGAGCCGAAAAAAAAAAUAAAGACUAUGGUAAGAAAACGAAAUUGCAAUAACUCGAACUUUUUUCCAGAUCACCAUCCCUGGACCUCAUCUUCUUGCUCCUCAUGAGUUCCUGAUCAACAAUCCGAUUUCCUGUUUCCUCCUGGCUUCGGGUCACGAUCUCCCCGUUUUCCACACCGGCGAGGUCGUCAACCCGACAUACUGCAUUCUUCCAGCUUAUGGCGACCUGUACAUUACCAAUUACAGGCUUAUUUUCAAGGGGAAACCUCUUAACCUUGACGGUCGCUGGAUCUUUUUUGCAAUUAUUAUUUAUAUUUGAUUUUUUCAGUUUCCAACGAAAUUUUGAUGUACAGUUUACCAGUUUAUGCAGUGGAUACAGUGAAACGAGAAUCGGCCAAGAAAAGUUCAGUCAAUGGACUGAAGGUGGAAAAAAUAGGGAAACAGACAUUUAUCCCCUUUUAGGAUGCUGACAACGUUCAUGCGGUCGUCAUCGUCUUUUCGCGAACUUUUCAGUCGAUGAAACUUGCUUUCAGCUUAAAUGUGAGGCUGGACAUCAUUGAAAGUUUAUUAACAAAAAUCAAAAGUCCUACGAGUUUUUUUUUUGGCUUCAAGCCCUUUCUUCCAUCUAUUCUGGCCGAGAGUGAUUUUCGAACUAUUUUUCUAUUUUAUCCAAUAGAAUCGCUCAAUAUGCCGGCUUUCAAGAUCUCAUUUUCACAAGUAUUCCAUUGCUGUAAAUAUAACUUACCAGUUAUGGAGUAUAAAAGGCUUUUUUCAGGUCCGGUCAUUUGAAGUGGACAAAUUGCUGGAUGUUCUGAAAAACGAAAAAGUGAAGCCAUUUGGUUAUAACACGGUCCGACAUAUUAUCGAAAACACUUCAACGCUAACCAAUCAUCACAAAUAUGGCUCUUUGGGUGGAUCUCGUCGUCCUGAAAGUUUUAUCUUUCUAAAAAUUGUUUUAAGCCACAGUUUUAGUUCUCAAGAAAAAAGACGUUUGGAAGAUACGAGAUAUUGCCGGCGGCAGGGGAUCUUACUCAGUAAACAACGAUUUGAAUGGUUUGUUAUCAACUAAAGCUUGUAUGCUGCUUGAAAGUUUUUCAUUUCUUUUUGAAAUAUUUUUUUUUGGUGAAGGAAAUUUGGGAAAACAAAUUGAAGUCAAUUCGCAUUUUUUUAAAUUCAUUCUGUUUGCCGAAUGAAACCUCCCAAGACAUUUUCAAAAUAAUCGCACUUUUUCCUUUAGAUAUUGACCAUAACGCGACGCACGGAACUGCCGUUCAUCAGAAAUAUGCAGCCGUGGACUAUGAAAGGCUCGGUUUUUUGAGUGGCAACCCUAAUCUUCGCCUCAGCUACGCCAACAGCAACUACAAAAUUUGUCCGACGUAUGUCGAGUUUAUUUGAUAUAUCCGAUGAAAAAUUUAUUUUUCGCAGAUAUCCUGCUUGUUUUGUGAUACCCGCAGAAUGCUGUGACACGAGUUUGACCAAAGUUGCAAAGGUUUUUCAUUUUUUUUUUCGUUGUCGUUGAAAGAAAAAACUAAGUUCGCAGUUAAUUGGUCAAUUAACGACCUUGUAGCGGUUGUCUCAAAAGUUUUCGAGCUUUAUACCCGCAAAAAAUUUUAAUACUUACGGAUAUGAGAAUUCCGAACAAAGAUUCAGUUCUUUGAGCUAAAACUCAAUAUGCCUGAAUAGUAGUCCUUGAGGCCUCAACAAAGCUGGCGCGAGAUUUUUUUGAUCUUUUCCGCAUAAUUCAAGCUAAAAUUAACUUGAUCAAAGACAUUUCUUUGAGUAAGGGAGAUCUCAAUUUUUCAUAGAAAUAAAAAUUUUUUGAAAAUUUUGUCUGAUAUGAUACUUCUGUAGAGAAAGUCUAUUUUGAAAGAACUGGCUUCACAAUUAAAUAAAUAAAUUUUUAGCAAACAACUUUGUUCGUUUUUAGGGUUUUGUUGAGGAAAGGCUACCAGUUGUGACUUGGACAAGUGCCGACGGAUCCCUUCUUAUUCGCGGUAGCUCCUUCUCAGCUCGAGAUGUUGUCAAGAAAUUGAAGGUCAUUGUAUACUGUGAUAUUCUCAAAUACAGAGCUUCUUGUCAGAAAGCUGUAACUUCCCACCGGGCAACGAACACUUUGAGAGCCGCAGUGGAUUUCGGCGGAAGUCAACAAACUAUAGAAUCAAAAAACAGCGAUGAUAACUCUUCAUCAAGCGUUAUGACCGGCGCAGACAUCAGAAGUUCGGAGACACAAGUGAAUAUUUUCCAAAGUUUACCAAAUCAAGUCCACAUCCCAGAUUCACUAUUUUUCUCGGCUCAGCGCCUCGUCCCCAAAGAACAUUCCAGACCGAAUAUUUUCUACUGGUCUAAAGUUUGAUAGUGCGAACUUCCCUGAAGAGCUGGUCAUCACGAAGUUUGACAAGAAUGGUGUAAAAAUUUUUGAGAUUUAUUUACGAUCGUUUUUCAGAUGAGCACAGUGAAAACAGCCAAGAAGCCAUCAACGGUGACCCGGCUUUCGCAGAUUUCACAACAGUUCAAAGAAACUUUGCAAUCAGAUCAAGCGCCUUUUUUGGAAAAAGUUUGCUGGACAAUUGAUUUCUUUUUGUAACUCCAAAUUUUAGGAGAUUUUUCGGUGAAUCGAAACGCUGUUGAUGGCGCUCAGAAAAGUUUCCAAAAACAGCGAAAAUCUUUGUACAUCUUGGUUGAGAAAGGCUACGCUCCAAAGGCAAGUUUAAUUUAAAAAUAUCGUCGAUUUUCAUUUUUUUAGAUAAGGCUGGAAGGAUCCAUUGAAGUUGUCACUAUAAAGCAUCCAAAAGAGUCCACUUUGAAAAGAUCAUUUUCCCGAUUGUUGGAGUUUAUGAAAAACGAGCCGAGCGAGUCUGAUCAAGAGAUUUCGGCGUUCUCUUUCUCCAAUUGGCAAAACACCGGAUGGCCAUUGAUUGUUGGUUUUCCGUUUCUGAGGCUUAUAAAACUUCAUGCAAUGUUCAUAAUUAGGAAUCAAAAAAGAAAAUAAUCACACAAUGUUCUAUGCUAUGUUUUUUUUCGAACUCGGGCAAAACUGAAAAGCUCCCCAAAAGCUUUUCUCAAAAAAAGACCUCGCAAGGGUCCCCAGAAGAUCUUUUUUUAUAACUUUUCACUUUUUUUGCAUCUUUUUUUCACAUCGUCUGACAAUAAGGAUGCUGGAAAGCAACUAAAAAUAUUUGAGAGAAUUCAAAAAGGAUCCUCUGGAGCUAUAAAAAAGAUGCUCAAAAGCUUUUUUACAUCAUCCUUUCAGGUGCUUUUAAAGGAAGAGUUUUAUCUCCCUCUCAGGAUCCUUUAAGAAUCCUCAAAGGAACUUUUCCGUUUUACCUAUGAAUACUUUUUCGAGCUCUUUAUUGCAGCUUUCAAACGCUAUUUCUUUGGCUAAUUCGAUUGUUUCGCUGAUGUCGCUGAACAAAUCUUCUGUGAGAACUUUCUAAUAUUUUUUUUCAAUCAUUCAUUUUCAGGUUGCGAUUUGUUUGGAACAAGGUCGCAAUUCAACAGCCAUUUUUUGCUCUCUUGUGCAAUUACUAAGUGAUGCGUUUUAUCGAUCUUUUGCUGGGUUCCAGGUUUUCGAAACACUUUGCGGUAGCAAAAAAUGAACUUUUUGCAGGUUCUGAUAGAAAAAGAAUGGCUUGCAUUUGGUCAUACUUUUGGAAAUUCUUCUGAACACUACAAUCCAGCUUUCCUGGUUUUUCUGGACUGCGUUCAUCAGGUUAGUGCAAAGGAAAAAAAAAGUCAGACUUACUCAUUUUUCAGAUCCAUACUCAAUUUCCCGGCGCUUUUGAGUUUUCUCAGUUCUACAUACGUUUUGUUGCCUAUCACUCCAAUUCCGGCUUCUUUCGGACUUUUCUGGAAGAAAAUGAGAGCAAGAGAAUGAAAAUGGAAGUUAUAGCGCCAGAAUCAGUCAGUGUACAUGGGAUGGUUAUUUGGACUUACAUUCAGGUGAUUUUUACAAAAGAAAACUAUAUUAGCAGCUGGUUGUGGAAAAGCCCAUUUGUCUAAUUUUCGCAGCGUAGUACAUCUUUAAUUUUGCUCAAACACUGUUUCUGCGAAUCGGAUGAAAUUCCGAUGGGGAGUUUCCAAAGACUUUUACCUUGUACUUCAGAAAGUGUUUUGAAAUUUUCCUGAAAAUUCUGUAAUUCAAAGUAAAAUGACCAUUUUCGAGAAAAUUGAGCUUAAAAAACUGUCUAUGUUGCCGUGGUCUGCUGAAAAUUCCUGAUAAUUCGGACGAAGAGAACAUAAUUUUUUCCUUUUUUGACAACUUUAUGUCUUAUUUUUUUUGCAGAACUCUCGGAAAGAAUCAUCCGUUUUUGAUAACACAUUGUUCGCUGAAGGUCAACAUUUCUUCCUAUUCCCAUCUUCUUCCCUUUCUCAAAUUGCGAUUUGGAAGUACUUCGAAGAGGAAAACUUCCAUCAUGGGACACAGUAUGACCUCGGUGAGUUUAUCAAACACAAUAAUGAAACAGUUGAUUUCUUUCAGAAUGCGUGAAAAUGGAAAUUGUGGGUAGCAACUUGCAAAGCUGGGGCACUGACAAAACCUCCGAAACUGUUGAUUUGACCAAGCGAUGCUGCGAUCUCGAUCCAUUGACGUCUUCAGAGGUUUCAUGUGUUUUGGUCAUUUUAAAAAAAUCUCUAGAUUCUCUACCAGAAAAAUCUCUACAACUUAGAGACAAAAAUCCUAAAAGCACAAAAAACUCUUUCAAUUUCAAUGAAUAAUGCCUCUAAUUGAUAAAAUUUCCCUUUAUUGAUCGGAAAAUUCCCUGAAAACGUUAAAGCGCUUUUUCUAAAAAAAAAAAUGGUAUGACUCGAUUUUUCAAAACCUUCAUCCAGUACAUCAUAUACCUUCCCAGAAGAAGUUCUAAAAUUUAAGAGCGAAAAAUAAACUUCUCUGAGAGAAAAUAUGGAUCCUAACAGCGUCUUUUUUUCCAGGACAAGAUUACUGAGACCAACUUAGAUCCCGGGAAAUACAAAAACAAGCCUUUCGUGAGUUUUAAUGAUUCAGCAACUUUUUUUUAUUAUUGCCAGGCUAUUUCCAUUUACUUGAAAUGCCUAUAUUGGAAAAAUUCAGAAAACUUUUUCAACUUUCAUGCUUUUUAGAAUAAUAUAUACGGGUUUUGAAAGUUCAUGCUUGCGAAAAAUUAAAUAAAAAAAUAUUCUGAUUUGAAUCUUUCGCAGUUGACAUUUCUUAAAGAAGUGCGUUUUUCAAAAAAAUGAUAAUGAUAAAAUAGUCAGAUAAAAACUUUAUCUUUUUCAAAAAACUUAAGUUUUAAGUGAAACUAGUUUUUUUUGUAAGAAUAGAUCGAUUAGCUUUCAAAACUGUACCUUGCUGUAAUGGGAAACAAAACUUGGAAUCUGUCUUGAAGGUCCACCGAAAUGCUGAGAAGCAUCUUCUCUCCGAGUCAGUCCCAUUGGAACAUCUCCAACGAAGAAGCGCCAUGGAGCUUUUUCGUGCUUCGAAUGACAACGAGUUCGAUUCCGCAACGGAUGACGCAUUGUGAUUAUUUUCUGAGACCUCACCUAAAUUGGUAAUUUUCCAGGAAGCUUAAACAACAUAAACUCGUAAACUUCGUUCCUGGCCUCAUUCCUGCAAAAUGCGGUCGUUGCGGCCUCAUGAUCACCAAGUGGUCCAGAGGUUUAUCAUUGAUUUGAUAUUAUAAAUGAAUUUUUUCAGCGAUUCAAUGCCGAAAGUGUCGUUUCCACGUUCAUCGGGACUGUGUGCGUGACGAAUUCAUUUCUUUUGGCGUCAGUCACAAAUUGGACAGCUCUUCGGAGGGCGCAGAAGAAGUUCCGGUCCCGAAUGAAGCCAUUGCAGAGAUGCGUCCAUCAACCUCGUUCCUUAUUGAAAAUGGUGAGACCUACAGUAUUUGUCACACAUUGAAAUGCCGGUUUCGAAUUUUUUCGCAUUUCUGAUCCGUGUGAUUGGCAUUUUCAUUUCAAUCUUCGUUUUCUAACUCCUCCCAUGUCUUUUAUGAAAACAAUUUUGAGACACCUUGUUUCGAAACAAUUGAAAAAAAAAUUCAUUUUUUACUAUACUAUAACUAUGAAACCUUGAAGUUUUAUUGGAAUGUGGCUUACGAAAACUCUCCACAGAGUUUUAUCAAGAGAAACCCUUUUGCUUCUAUUAGACAGCUACAAAAUGUUUGACAAAACUCCUCUAAGAUCUUUCAACCAAAAAGUCAAAAAAAAACAGAAAAACUGAGCUUUAUCAAUAACUUUUGCAGUGCCGUUAUUAAAAACCUAAUUUCAAAUCUGAUUAGGGAAUCAAAUUGUUUUUUUGGUAAAUGAUAUUAAAUUAAAUCAUGAACAAAAUGGUUCCCUGAGAAUAACCUCAAUGAGAAAAGUUGUUUGAAUGGCUUUCGACGAGAUUUUUCUUUAAAAAAAAAUAUUUGUUCUGCUCAUGGCUUUGAGUUGAAAGAAUGUUUUCCUCGCUCUUGAGAAUUCAGAGAAAGUUCCCGUUUAGGCACUACAGAGAUUUUUCAUGUUGAAGUGCCGAUUCCAGAGAACUCGAGAAACAAUACGUUGAACUUGGCCGAGGAAAGAGUGGCCUCGACUCUCCAAGUGCCGGUCCCUCCGCUUUGCACUGGAUACUUGAGCAAACGUGGCGCCAAGCUCAAACUUUGGGUUCCCCGUUACUUCGUACUCUAUUCUAACGUUCCAAAGGUUCGUUGAAACGCCGAUGUAAAAAUGGGGGUUGUUUAAUUUUGUAGAUCUGGUAUUAUGAUGACUUUGAUCAAUGGCGACGUAAUUCGAAGCCAUGCGGGUGUAUUGAUUUGUCCGAGUUCACUGGAAUGGAUAUCGACGAGGUUCAUCGAAGACCCAUUUUUGAGGUCGGUUCGAGCAGAACAUUUCCUCACAAUUUGAUCGUCCUCUCCAGCAAACAAUUUUUGCAGCUCAAAACCAAACUCCGGAGCUACAAAUUGAUGACCGACUCUUUCAAUGACAUUAUCCGCUGGAAGGAUUGCAUUGAACAAGUCGUCAAAGAAUAA